This is a messenger RNA of Priapulus caudatus, 1691 nucleotides long. RefSeq names its product TATA-binding protein-associated factor 2N-like. The coding region runs from base 366 to 1049 and encodes 227 amino acids. The record is from RefSeq and is a predicted model, not a curated record. NCBI's taxonomy places the organism in Eukaryota, Metazoa, Priapulida, Priapulimorpha, Priapulimorphida, Priapulidae. The transcript has 3 exons.
UGUUUGCGAUCCCUCCGACAUCAAUACGAAAAUAGGUUCACGUUAAAAAAACAAAGCGCAUCUCAAUGCGUGACCUAUGAUUACAAACUGCGCAAAUACGGAGCGACGCCUGGACAAAUUAUGCCGGUUUUAGACUUAUGGAAAGACUUAUGAAAGGAUCGUGUCAAGAAUGUGAAGGUCGCGCAAGCAGCCGUGUGCAGACAACCGUGACUCCUAGUCCGCCUGACUCGCUAUAAGAGUAGCAAGUUGAGCCGAAAAUCGCUGCUUUCACAUCGACAAGUCUUAGACGGUUUAUAGUUCUGCGUGACUCCGGUAGUUAUCAGGUGGUGACCUACUGCAAGUACUUUUGGUUUCGAAAAACCAAGAUGGCGACAUUAACGACUACGCUGCUCUUCUGUGUGCUCAUGGUCUCAGCAAGCGCAACCUUCUGGCAGAACUCACGGCGUGACUACACCAGACCUAGCAGCGUGUACAGCGCCAACCAGCAAAGCUCCGGCUUCGGUGGCACCGCCUCCCAUGCUUCCCUCGGUGGGUACCAGACCUCCGCCAGUCAGACGGCCAGCCAGUACGGCGGGGGAGGACACCGGCCUGGUUACAAUGUACCGUACAGCGGCAGCAGCAGCUAUAACACGGGACAGCAGGGGAGUAAUCUCUAUGGAUUGCUCGGCAACUCUGUCCACACGAGACCAAAUUAUGGAGGAAACAUCGGAGGAAGCAACUACAGGCCCAGCUAUGGAGGGAGUUCCCACAGGCCAUCAUAUGGAGGGAGUUCCACCAGACCAUCAUAUGGAGGCAGUUCCCACAGACCAUCAUAUGGAGGCAGUUUCCACAGACCAUCAUAUGGAGGCAGUCACACCAGACCUUUCUAUGGAGGCAGUUCCCACAGACCCACCAAUGCAGGUAGUCACAUCAAACCUUACCAUGGUCAAGGAGGUACUAUCCCCAGCGUGUAUAUCAUCAGACCAUCAGGCUAUCAUGGACGCCAGCAGAGGAGACGCAACUCCUAUUACGGCCCCUCAACCCGUCCGAAUCACGUGCGCUACGCGUAAGUAAUUAUCGAUCAAUCAGAUUGAAGAUGGCGAAAAGAGGAGGAUUUUACAGGCGACUAGAAGAUUAAGUCGCUCGCACGGCAGGUGUACGCUCACGCACACCGUAUAUGCACGUAAUCACCUUACUGUGUGUUUAAUGGCUGGCUACUGUCACGUAGUACUGGUAGCCUCGCCCAGCUUCUAUAAAUGAUUCUCCGCGGAGCGGUAUUAGAUCAACUUUCGCACCUCAUAUAGUCGUUGAUAUAUAGGACAAACGCUAGUAGUAAAUACAGACGCUUCUAGCAUGUAUAGCAAGAGUCCAUAAUAGAGUCUCUGUUAUGGACUCUUGAUAUAUAGCCAUCGCUAUGUACGUACACCAACGUGCACGUGCGCGCAUAUUGUCUGUAUUCGCAGUGAUGAACAAUUUCGCAGUGGAGAAGAUACUGGUAGGGAUACACACACCUACAUAUACUGGCCUCUUUAUUCUGGUGAUUAGUUGCGCAUUAUCUAGUCAUAGCGUAGAGAUUUAGAACGUUUAGAACGUACCGAUUUAUGAACGAAAUGGAGUAUGUCUGCAUUGCGUGGUAAUGUUAUUGCUGUGCCGUAAAUCUUGCAUAUCGUGUGGUGAGAUAUAUUUGCAAAUAUAACCGUUGACGAAGAGAA